Messenger RNA from Pteropus alecto (black flying fox), 1428 nucleotides. RefSeq names its product tropomodulin 1 (gene TMOD1). Gene Ontology annotation, molecular function: tropomyosin binding. Gene Ontology annotation, biological process: muscle contraction; myofibril assembly; pointed-end actin filament capping. NCBI's taxonomy places the organism in Eukaryota, Metazoa, Chordata, Mammalia, Chiroptera, Pteropodidae. Gene Ontology annotation, cellular component: myofibril; striated muscle thin filament. The record is from RefSeq and is a predicted model, not a curated record.
GGUGGUGGUUUUUCUUAGUUUUUGUUUCUCUCUACUCUGGAAAAUCCCAUCAGUCAUUUCACAGGUCUGAGGUCAACACAGAACUCAGAAGACAAAGACAAAUUCUUCUACAAUGUCGUACAGACGAGAACUAGAGAAAUACCGUGACCUGGAUGAAGACAAAAUCCUCGGAGCCCUAACAGAGGAAGAGCUCAGAACCCUGGAAAAUGAGCUGGAUGAGCUGGACCCUGAUAAUGCACUGCUGCCUGCAGGCCUGAGGCAGAAGGAUCAGACCACCAAAGCGCCCACGGGCCCCUUUAAAAGAGAGGAGCUCUUGGAUCACUUGGAAAAGCAAGCAAAGGAGUUUAAGGACCGAGAAGUUUUUUUGGGGGAAAAGCGAGGAAAGGUCUGGGUCCCCAAGCAGAAACCAAUUGAUCCCGUGCUGGAAAGUGUGACGCUAGAGCCAGAGCUGGAGGAGGCCUUGGCAAAUGCCUCAGAUGCUGAACUCUGUGACAUCGCAGCUAUCCUGGGCAUGCACACGCUCAUGAGCAACCAGCAGUACUACCAGGCCUUGGGCAGCAGCUCCAUCGUGAACAAGGAGGGACUCAACAGUGUGAUCAAACCCACACAAUACAAGCCUGUACCCGAUGAAGAACCAAAUUCAACAGACGUAGAGGAAACGCUAGAGCGGAUAAAGAACAACGACCCCAAACUUGAAGAGGUUAACCUCAACAACAUCCGGAAUAUUCCCAUACCAACCCUCAAAGCAUACGCAGAAGCCCUGAAAGACAAUUCGUAUGUGAAGAAGUUCAGCAUUGUGGGGACACGGAGCAAUGACCCUGUGGCAUAUGCCCUUGCUGAGAUGCUCAAGGAGAACAAGGUGCUAAAGACACUGAAUGUGGAAUCCAACUUCAUUUCCGGAGCCGGGAUCCUGCGCCUGGUGGAAGCUCUUCCAUACAACACUUCUCUAGUGGAACUGAAGAUCGAUAACCAGAGCCAGCCCCUGGGCAACAAAGUGGAAAUGGAGAUCGUGAGCAUGUUGGAAAAAAACACAACGCUUCUGAAGUUCGGCUACCACUUUACCCAGCAGGGGCCUCGGCUACGGGCGUCCAAUGCCAUGAUGAGUAACAACGACCUUGUGAGGAAGAGGAGGCUUGCAGAUUUGACUGGGCCCAUCAUUCCCAAGUGCCGGAGUGGCGUCUAGUGUGUGGUGACGAUGACCAUGCCUUUGAACUGGACAUGUUCUACUGAUAAUCUGUGCUCUGCAGUGGAAAUCAGAAAGCAAAAUGCCGGCACAAAAACCCUUUUGUGGUUCAGUUCUUUAUGCACUAAGGUUUUAGGUUAACUAGUGGUUGCAGUUGAAAAUUUUAUAAACUAUGGUUAAUAUGAAGUUUUUCUUUAGUCACAGAAGUUAAUCUGGUUAUUAUUUAAAAAACUAAGAAGCCCCAG